This is a messenger RNA of Anopheles darlingi, 1401 nucleotides long. RefSeq names its product E3 ubiquitin-protein ligase RNF12-B-like. Lineage: Eukaryota; Metazoa; Arthropoda; Insecta; Diptera; Culicidae. Bases 181 to 1320 code for a protein of 379 amino acids. Gene Ontology annotation, biological process: regulation of transcription by RNA polymerase II. The transcript has 2 exons. Gene Ontology annotation, cellular component: nucleus; transcription regulator complex. The record is from RefSeq and is a predicted model, not a curated record.
CUUCCGACGAUUCUUUCGUCUCCACCUUUCCAAAAUCGGUUCAUACUGGCGCUGCGCGAACCGUUUCGUUAACGUAAACAAACGACGCCGCCGCCUCAAAAUGGCCGUAGUACUUAUCCUUCCGCGUUUUUCGUAAUAUACUAGUAGAAUUAGUCCUUGAACCGAGGGAUCCUUUCCAAAAUGUCUGGUACAGCAGAGUUGAUCAAACAUGUGAAGCAGCUUCGCUUGUUGUACGAUCCUUCGGACGAAAAUUACACUGACCAAGCGAAAAGAGAUGAAGCGUGGGCCGAAAUCGCGCAUCACAUGAACAGCACAAUCUCGGAAUUGGAACAAUAUUGGAAGGUACUGGUAGCUAACUACUUGCAAUGUAAAAACCCAAACGCAACGAAGAAUUGGGCAUGGUACGAUGAAAUGGUAUUUCUUGAUGAUUACUUACCAAAGACGCCCAAGAUCGAGCCCGAACAAGAGCCCGAGCCAGAGCCAGAGCCGGAGCCCGAGCUCGAACACGAGCCAGAGCCAGAGCCGGAGCCCGAACGAGAACCGGAGCCCGAGCCCCAACCGGAGAGCGAUGUAGUAGAAAAAGAGACUGGUUCAAUCAAUGCAGUACCGCAUUGCAAAGCAGGCCAGAACAAACCAUUUAUUGUUAGAGCUACCACGGUACCAGGAAUGGGCCCAAGCGUUCAAUCUCGUGCUGUGCCGAGCGCCAAACUGACCAGCCUUAACCAAACAGAGAACCAUUCUUUGGCACCGGCUUUUGAACCGACAAAAGCUUUGCACAGCGACUAUGAUCAAAAUGCAACUGCUGAAGAGAUAGGAAAUCGAUUGUUGUUACAUACGCAAGAUCAAGUCGAAUCUCCUUUGCCCAGCCUGCAACAGCCGGAAAGUGCCAGAAAGCGAAAAACGCCCGAGCAGCUACCACCUACUGAAACGUACAGUAGUGUUUCACAGAUAGGUGAGGAUCGCAAAAAUAAAUCUAGAAUAUCACAAUCAAGGGCACUAGGUCGACCAGGUUCAACACCACAGGCGCAUGGUGUCACGCUAGCAAAAAAUCGUAAAAGACCAGCACCGAAUGAUACCAAUGGAGAGCCAAAGAAACCCGAUGCUACACAGCUGCUUUUCAACAGUUAUGCUGAGCAAUUCAAAAAAUUUAAUCGACGCCUUCAAGGGCGACUGAGUGUUCAGAUAGCACAACUGUUCGCUGCAGCUGAUAACGAGCAGGUCCAGUAUGAGGAGUGUCUAGGUAUAAUUAAGAGUGCAACCGAGACCGAAACCCAGAAACAAAAGGUCUCGACAACGAACAAAACAUCCCGCAUAAGAUAAGUACGCAUAGGUAUUCGUACGCAUUAGUCAUAACCAGAAUGAAAUUAAUGAAAUUAAUGAAAUACAUAAGAAUGAACUUAA